AUGAAUUCUGUGCUGGCUCGUCCCUCGCUCUCCGAAGGGCUCAGCAACAAAUCCCCCGCCAUCCGGGUUCCUGAUCAUCUCCGCCCACCCCCGUCGCGUAACGGCCAUAUGAAUCUGGAUACCUUCUCCCCCGUCAACGAGAACGGAAGCUUCGAAUUCGACCGCGUGCUCAAGAGCGGCCGCGUUUCUCGACGGGUGAAGCAUAAACAUGUCUUCCGCGCCUCCUGGAAACCUGCCUACCUCGUUCUCCGCCCAAAUCUACUGUCCGUCUACAAGGAUGAAGAAACCACCCGUCUCCGCGUCUCGAUCAAUCUAUCCGACGUAACCGCCGUCGCCUCGGUCAAGUCGCCGCGCUCACAUCGCCAAUAUGUCUUCGGUGUGUUCACGCCCUCCAAGAACUACCGGUUCGAGGCGCUCUCCGAACGCGACGCAGAUGACUGGAUUGCUCGCAUUCGCAUAGAGACUCCCGCGGACGCGGACGAAGCUGCUGUAGCGGCACUAUCCAAGAAAGACGGCACCCCCGCCAUCCAGAAACAACUCAUCGAGGAUACAACCGAUCACUCUGACUUCGAUGCCGCCGGUCGCCCCAGUUCCCCCGAGGGUCGCACCCUGUCUCCUCGCGCCCGUUCCUCCCGCAAACCCCCUUACACCCAGGACUACUCCGGCAACGAUGUCACUUCCUACUCCGAGCUUUCCGAUGGCCCGCCUCCACGAAACAGUCGGUUGCGCUCAAUGCCUUCCAUCCAUACCCUCUCCAUCUCCGCGCCGGAUGACAGACUUUUGUCAACAUCCCUGCCGCGAGAUGCAGGCCGACAAGCAGAUCUAGGCAUCCUGCGCGAUCCCGAACGAGUCAUUUGCCAGGGGUAUCUGCAGGGACUGCGCAUCAAGGGCGCCGUGCGCCAGUGGAAACGACUCUGGGUUGUGCUACGGUCCAAGAACCUCGCCUUCUACAAGGAUGAGCAGGAGUACUCACCUGUUAAAAUUAUCUCCAUGUCACAGAUCAUCGAUGUGGCCGAGAUCGACCCCUUGUCCCGGUCGAAGAAGUUUUGUCUGCAAAUCAUCGCGGAAGAAAAGAGUUAUCGUCUUUGUGCUUCAGAUGAAGAAUCCUUGGCGCGUUGGCUUGGCUCGCUGAAGAGUAUUAUUGUUGCUCGCAAGAAGCUUGAAACAACUGCCGCCGCGACUUGA
This is a messenger RNA of Penicillium pulvis, 1185 nucleotides long. Its product is annotated as PH domain-containing protein. The transcript has a single exon. The coding region runs from base 1 to 1185 and encodes 394 amino acids. Lineage: Eukaryota; Fungi; Ascomycota; Eurotiomycetes; Eurotiales; Aspergillaceae. The record is from RefSeq and is a predicted model, not a curated record.